This is a messenger RNA of Trematosphaeria pertusa, 612 nucleotides long. RefSeq lists its product as uncharacterized. Lineage: Eukaryota; Fungi; Ascomycota; Dothideomycetes; Pleosporales; Trematosphaeriaceae. The transcript has a single exon. The annotation marks the transcript as partial. The record is from RefSeq and is a predicted model, not a curated record.
UAUGAACUUUCCCCAACAACAUUCAAGAAAAGCUCCCGUCCCAAGGAGAAAUACGACGCUGUAAAGGGCGGGGAUGUAUUCUACAGAACACGACAUUGGAAAACCGAGCGCAUCCUCAACGAAGCUCGAGCGCUGCUCCUGCUCGCUAAAACCAAAAUCCCGGUUCCUAAGUUGAUCCAAUGUGGCGACAACGAUGACGGGACCACGUUCCUGGAGAUGAGUCGAGAAGACGGCAUCGAACUAAGUGAAGUGGGCAAGGCAUGUCACAUGCCAGGUACUGUGGAGCAUAGCCACGUUGGCGAAUGCGAAAACUGCAAAGCCAUUGCGCAGGCCAGUGCGAAGGACUUCAUCCGGAGUAUUCUGCUCCCCGAGCUCGCAAAUUUAACUUCCGACACCACAGGACUGGACGGGUUUGUAAUACCGCCGGCGUGGAUGCUGGAAACCGAUACACGAUCGAAGUGGGAGCCAAUGACGUUUUCGGAACCAGUGCUCAUAUUCAUCCACGGCGAUUUGGGGCCCUCUAAUCUGCUGAUGGACCCGAAGACGCUAACGGUGAAGUGUGUGAUUGAUUGGGAACAUUCAGGAUAUUUUCUUCCAGAAUUCCAGAAGUGG